CGCUAGCCAGCGCAGCGCAACGCAGCCGCAGCGGAGCGGAGGAGCGCACACAGCAGGCCAUGGGCAAAUCAGCUUCCAAACAGUUUAAUAACGAGGUCCUGAAGGCCCACAACGAGUACCGGGCCCAGCACGGUGUCCCGCCCCUGAAGCUUUGUAAGAAGCUCAACCGGGAAGCCCAGCAGUAUUCGGAGGCCCUGGCCAGCACGAGAAUUCUCAAGCACAGCCCAGAGUCCAGUCGUGGCCAGUGUGGAGAGAACCUUGCGUGGGCGUCCUAUGAUCAGACAGGAAAGGAUGUGGCCGAUAGGUGGUACAGCGAAAUCAAGAGCUACAACUUCCAGCAGCCUGGUUUCACUUCAGGGACUGGGCACUUUACAGCCAUGGUAUGGAAGAAUACCAAGAAGAUAGGCGUGGGGAAGGCAUCUGCGAGUGACGGGUCCUCCUUUGUGGUGGCUAGAUACUUCCCAGCAGGGAAUAUUGUCAACCAGGGCUUCUUCGAAGAGAAUGUCCCACCUCCAAAGAAGUAGCUCUCGCCAGCAAGUGUAACGAGAUGGAGAUGCAUAUAUGAAGUGCCUAUAGAACCACAAAAGCACCAGCGAGUGUCUGUCCCCGUGGGUGUGUGUAUUUAUGUGUUUACCUGUGAGCAUCUCUCGUGACAGCUACACCUGAGUACCUUCUGAUUGAAGGAUGGCCAUCUGAAACAUUUGUCCAGAGGGCUAGCUAACCACAAUUGGGUAAGAUUAGUUCUGAAAUCUUUUUUCUGUUUUUGUUUGGUUGGGGUUUUGUUUGUUUGUUUUGCUUUUAUUUUUGUUUUGUUUUGUUUUUUCAAGGCAGGGUUUCUCGGUGUAGCCUUGGCUGUCCUAGAAUUUGCUCUGCAGACCAGGCUGGCAGAGAUGCACCUGCCUGUGCCUCCCAAGUGUGGGAUUAAAGGCAUGAGCCACCACUGCCUGGUUUUUGUUUUUGCUUUUUAAAGCAGACUUCAUUUGAAACUUUCUUCCUUCUAAUAUCCAUCCUUGGGCUUUGAGGAUUCUGAAUAUUUGCCAUUCUCAGAAGUGAGGUCCUUUCCUAGGCCCUUCCUGCACUGUAAUCUUCUUGUGGUAGAUACUGAAGGGAUCGACACGUCCUUUAGGUGUGACAUAAAGCAGCUAGUGUUAAAAACAUUUGGCCAGCUGCAUCUCACAGGACCAGUGAGAUCUCUCAUUCUCAGUUGGAAGACAUGAUAUCAUCCUGCAUCCUCCAGGAUUCCCUAAUAGAACUGCCAAAGAGCAAAUGGAGAUGGAAAAAAGAGCCUUACAUUCUUGAAGUUUUUCAACCUUUAAAGAGCAAAUACCACAGCCACUAGCACCUCUCACACCUCAUAUGUGGGUUGUUUGUUUGUUCGUUUGUUUUUGUUUUUUGUUUUUAAGUUUCAUUGCUCACAGCCCUACUCUGGCUCCUGGGGGGUGGGGUUAGGUCUGGAAUGCAGCCCCGCCCCCCUAUUCCCCCAGUCAUCUCGGGUGACCCUCACUCUGUCUGGGCUCUUGGCCAAGGCCUUGGACUAUGAUGAAGUCAAUAGAGCAGAGGUGAGGGUGAGCUUCCCUGGAGGAAGCCCCAAAGCCUCUGUCCUUCCCCAACUCUGCAGGCGGUGACCACCCAGGCCUGUCCCCAGCAGCUGUGGCUACAGCUGCGCCUUGGCUUCCUCCCGGAAUGUGUGACAAGCCCAGAUGCUCCCGGGAGGAGGCCCAAACAAGGAGAUUAGGAACGCUAAUUUGAUCCUGUGUUUUGCCUCAAACUAUACACAGUUUCCUCUGAAAAAACUGAUUUAACCACGUCUGCCAGGGAGGGAUCAAGCCAGAGGUUCAAUUGUGGAUCCCUGAAAUGGUGGUAUCCCCUCCUGCAAGGAGAUAAAAGGGUUGUUGGCCUAAUGACAGCAAGGCUGGCUGGUCUUUGUUACACUGUGAACAGUCCCACACUGCGCCACUUGGUUCAUCCAGGGAUAGCAACAAACAAACGAGACAAUAAAAUCCUUUCCUUUUUGUGUAA
This is a messenger RNA of Mus musculus (house mouse), 2019 nucleotides long. RefSeq names its product GLI pathogenesis-related 2 (gene Glipr2). The record is from RefSeq and is marked provisional. The coding region runs from base 60 to 524 and encodes 154 amino acids. Gene Ontology annotation, cellular component: Golgi membrane; extracellular region. NCBI's taxonomy places the organism in Eukaryota, Metazoa, Chordata, Mammalia, Rodentia, Muridae. The transcript is spliced from 5 exons. Gene Ontology annotation, biological process: positive regulation of ERK1 and ERK2 cascade; positive regulation of epithelial to mesenchymal transition; positive regulation of epithelial cell migration. Gene Ontology annotation, molecular function: protein homodimerization activity.